AUGGAUUCUGUGGUAGAAGAUGAGAAGAAACACGAUCAGCGUCUUGAAGAAACGAUGAAGAUAUUGGAAGAUGGAGAUGAUCAGUGUCUUCAAAAAAAGAUCAAGAUCAAGAAGCGGCCACCACGGUGCCAUGAUGAUGACGACGACGACGAUGAUGAUGAGGGGGUGUGUGUUCAGGAGAAAAAGAAGCUGAUGAUGAAGAAGAUGAUGGAUAAGGCAAUUUGUCCGUCUCCCCAUGCAACGCCAGAGCUCCCUGUCAUCCUCAGGAAUCGGAUUAAGGCUCUAGGGGGUUCUGAUGUCACUUUUGUAAUCCAGAAGCCUCUCUUCAAGAGUGAUGUGAGACUCAGUCAGAACCGUCUAUCCAUACCCUUGAAUCAGAUACAACAAAGUUUCCUCACACCUGAAGAGAGCGAGAGGUUGAACUCAGGAGGAAACGGAAAAAAAUGUGCAGAUAUGGAAGUGAUGUUGAUUGAGCCCUCCCUUCAUCGAGAAACCAUCAGUCUGAGGAAGUGGAACAUGAAGAAAGCUUCCGGAAAUUUUACCUCAAUGUAUGUGUUGGUGACUAAUUGGAAUUCGGUUGUACGGAGGAAUAGUAUGAGUAAAGAUGAAACGGUGCAGCUAUGGUCUUUUCGAAUCAAGUCCAAGUUGGGUUUCGCUCUUGUAAAGAGAAGACUACAAGAUGAUCCUAGGAAUAGUUCAUUAAGGGGCAUCCUGGAUAGCUGA
This is a messenger RNA of Vitis riparia (riverbank grape), 723 nucleotides long. Its product is annotated as B3 domain-containing protein At3g25182-like. NCBI's taxonomy places the organism in Eukaryota, Viridiplantae, Streptophyta, Magnoliopsida, Vitales, Vitaceae. The transcript has a single exon. Gene Ontology annotation, molecular function: DNA binding. The record is from RefSeq and is a predicted model, not a curated record. The coding region runs from base 1 to 723 and encodes 240 amino acids.